This is a messenger RNA of Manacus vitellinus (golden-collared manakin), 6923 nucleotides long. It is a transcript of the gene TTC3, whose product is annotated as tetratricopeptide repeat domain 3. Bases 95 to 5815 code for a protein of 1906 amino acids. The transcript is spliced from 42 exons. The record is from RefSeq and is a predicted model, not a curated record. Gene Ontology annotation, molecular function: protein binding. NCBI's taxonomy places the organism in Eukaryota, Metazoa, Chordata, Aves, Passeriformes, Pipridae.
GUGAUCGUUUUAAGUGCUGCAAAGCACGUGUUAUUUUCCUCUUGCUUUCCUCUCCCGUGUUUCUCACCAUCCUUCUCUUCCAGGGUCCUGUGCCAUGGCUGAUCCCUCGUCCACAUCCGACCUUGCAACCCUGGCUCUGUGUUGUGUCGAUAGAUCUUACUUAGAACUGGGUCAUGGAACAUUUGGUCAGACAGUGCUGCCUAAUCCUAAAACAGGUGUUAAUCCCUGUGAAGUUUGGUGCAAUCAGCCUGUGGAGAGAUUAAGAGAACAUUGCAACGUGAUUAAAAUCCAAAUGCUUUGGCCUCUUCUCUUCACCCAGGAAAGCAUUUCUUUCCAAGAGGAAUUUGGUUUGCUCUUUCAGGGGUGGCGUCUGUGGAAGACAAUGUCUGAGUGUAAUUUUGUGGAAGACCUUGCUGAUUUAAUUAAAAAAGUUGUUAACAUUCCGCACUUUAUCAGUGGCAUUUUGAGGAUUGGCAAUGGGAUAGAAAAUGGUUUCUUUGACAUCGAGGAGGCAGUGGAUUGGAUCAGGUGUGUGGGUGAUGCCAACGUUCUGCAGGGCCUGGAGGAACUCAGGGAUUUUCGCCGGCUUAAACUUGCAACUGUUUUUACUCAGUGGGAACGUUCCAUUGUUAAAGUUGCAUUGGAAGAUUGUGAUUUAGUUGAAGAAUUGAAAGCUCAGACCUGUGAGAGCUCCAGGAAGGAGAGUGAAUUUAUGAAACAGAGAGGAAAUGAAGUAUUUUCCCGUGGAGCCUUUGUUCCUGCUAUAAUCUCAUAUACUAGAGCCAUAGAGCUUUGCCGUACAAACCACCUUCUGUAUGGAAACAGAGCUCUUUGCUUCAUCCUCACAGGAGACUACGAGAGAGCUGUUGUUGAUGGGAAAAGAGCCACUGUUUUGAAGCCUGAUUGGCCGAAGGGUCACCACCACUACUGCAAGGCCCUGGCCCUGCUGGGGAGGCACGAGCAGGCUCUGGAAGCAAACGAGAGAGCUCAGGAGCUCUGCAGGGACGUCCCCGACGGGCUCAAGGAACUUGUUCAACAGCAUCACAAGCUGAAAAGGACCUUAGAAGAAAUUAAUGGAGUUUUAAUGGAAGGGAACUUAAUGUCACAUUAUCCUGUUUUUAAGUUACUGCUUUUUUUAACUCAUUUUUCAGUUUAUUUGGUACUUUCUGUCUUCAUGACGUGUCUUUUUGAGCAUGUGUAUAUUUUUGUCAAGUAUCUCUGGUCCCUCCUAAUGGAAAGUUCUAGUGAAAGUAAUACAACUAAUAUUUUUAAAUGUUUAUGGGACCAAAGUCAUCAAAACAAACGAAAGCAAAAACCCAAACCUGGUGACUCUGAAAAAAUGAGGGAUCACCUUGAUUUGAAGAGAGAGUCUAAAGCCAUGGAAGAUAAAGGCCUCUGUGCUGUGCCACAGAUGGAUUUCAAUACAGAAGAUGUAAAAAACCCCAGGAACAAGGGAUUUACAGCCUCCCUGGAGGAGUGUCCCAGUGAUAAACCCACCCUUCUACCCACGUUGAGAGCUUUAGGUGCUGCAGAACGUGAGGUAUUCCAGGUGGAUUUUAAUGCCUUGCCAGAAGGUGUUACAUCCCUUGCUCGUGAUGGUUGCACAGCCCUGAUGGACCAGCAGUGUCACAGUGCAGAACAAGCCUUCUCACAGCUGCUCAGCAUUCUGUAUACUUCAGAAUUUAGGUGUCUGAAUAUUCAUAAAAUUAAUUAUGCCAUGAUCAUCUAUGGACAUGCCACUGCCCUCCUGGGAAUAGGACAACCUGAGGCAUUGGCAAAAGCUGAAGACCAGUUUAAGAAAAUAAUUGAAGAAUACCCAGAAGAAAGAUGCUUUUGUUUGGCACACUAUGGAAUUGGGAGGGUUUACCUCAGGCAAAACAGAUUUGCUCAUGCACUCGAUCAGUUCCUGAGAUCAAAGCUGAUGAUUGAUUUGAAGAUUGUCCCGGGGGUGUUGACGUGGCCGGCGACAGCUCGGGUCAUCGAGGAGACUCAGACAGAGAGUUUGCAGAUGGCUUUAAGGAAUUGCAUUGAGCAGUGCAGGUUCCCUCCAGAACCAGAUGCUGUCUGUCGGUAUCAGCAGUGCCACGGCCACUCCAAAAUCCAAAUAUUUUUUACAGACCCAGACUUCAAGGGUUUUAUACGUGUUAUUUGCUGUCAGCAGUGCAGGGUGGAGUUUCAUAUGAGCUGCUGGAAAAAGUUGAAAACAACGAGCUACAGUGAUAAAAAUGAUAAGGAUUUCCUUAAGGAAUUGUGUUUUACUCCCGAUUGUAAAGGCCUUAUUUCAAAAAUAAUUAUUUUCAGUUCUUCUGGUGCAGUAAAAUGUGAAUUUGAACUAAAAAUCACAAAACCCAAGGGACCACCAAGGGCCUGUAUUAAACAGAAAUGUUCAAGUAUCAGGAAGUUAAAAACGAAGCAAGAAAAAAAACUGCGGAGAAAACGGGCGCGAGAAGAGGCUCGAAAUUCCACUCAAAAGGAAGCAGAGGAGAACCAGGAGGGGAAGGAACAGGCCCAGCACAGUCAGAACAGGGGUUAUGGCCAAGAUUUCCAUGCUGGUGACCGGGUCCUGCAGCACAUCAGCCGGAAUUCCGAGCAGAUCCAGACAGCAGUGGCUGAUGCUGCCAAGUUACUAAAGGAAUUACUGUCCUGGUUUGUCAUCAGCCAGGAGGAUUACACCUCCUAUUCCCAAACUAGCAGCAAAUCCAAGGAAGUGAUGGAGCAGCUCAUCAGCCACUUAAUUCAGGAAAAAAACCGGGUCAAAACAAGGGGGUUCAUCCACGUGCUGAGCGAGCUGGAAGGGGUGGAUCCCAAAUUACUCAAGUGGCUGAAACAUCUUAAUAACUUGGGUCUGACAGCUACAAAAAACUUCCUCCAUCAAUAUGAACAAUUAUUGCAAGAGCUUGACUUCUCUAUUUUAGCCCCACUCUGGAACCAGAAGUAUGGCAGGAAAUUUGAUUAUGUGACAACUCCUGAAAAGCAAAAGAUUUGUGAUUAUUUCUUAAAACCCCCCUUAGAGAAAACCCGUUGUUUUAUAUGGCUUUUAGAGGAGAACAGAGAACAUUUUCCCUUCCUUCAUCAAGCUUUAGAUGAAUUCUUUGAUAAAAUGGAUGACCCAACCAUUAUAUUAAAGAAGCAGGGAAAUGAAAAUAUAUCAACUAAUGAUAUCAAAGUUAAAAACAAAAACAGGAAGAAGAAUUUGAAAGACUCGAGGGUGAGUAACUUUUUAGCUGCUAAAGGAGAUACUACUAAAUACACAGAUUUUACAAAUGAACCAUUUGUAAUCCCAGAAUAUCUCCAGAAGCAACUGGAGGAAUUUGAAGCUCUCUAUGAAGUUUCAAAUAGUAACAGUUAUAAUAAUCCAGAUCCAAUCUCUGAGAGUUUAUAUGAGUAUUUCACUCAAAUCUUGGAUGAACAUGGCCCUCUGGAAAUUAAUAAUAAAUUACUAGUUGGGGAAUAUGAAAAUUUCCCUGAAGAAACUCGAAAGGUCGUGGAGGAUCAGGGUGGCCUGGAAUCCUUCCUUCUGAAAUCCCUUCGGUUCAUUAUGGUGGAUAAUCUGAUUUGCUUGAAGAAGCACUCGGUCUUCUUUGAGGGAAAUACAAACAGAAAUGAAAAUGAUAUAGGUGGGAAUGUGCAAGGGAAUCAUUCCCAGAAAAACCUCCGGUUAAAUCCAGAUGCUGAGGAAUUCAAGCCCCAGUCCUACCCUCUUCAACCCCAUAUACCACCAUCACCUGACUUAAGUUAUGAGACUCUACAAUAUUUGCCCUAUUCUUCCUUCCCUGCUUCCUGGAGAUCCAGGAAUUCCUUGCAAAGCCAGAGUAUGGAUUCCAUGGAUAACAAGUCGUUGUUUGCAGACGUUUUACUAAAAAACCUGGAUUCUACAAGUCCCAUAUUUUUGCCUCAGACUUCCUGGGGUUACCAGUAUGGAAGGAUAUUGCCUGUGCCUUCUCCAGUGCCUGUCCUGCCACAUGUUGCCAGGCAGCCUGGUUAUAUCUAUGCUGAUCCUGCAGCUCCUCAGGAUAAUCAGGAAUCAGCAAUUCCAGUCAGAAAAUACAUCUGUGAUGGUCUUAUCCCAGCUGAAACCCAAACGUGUGAAGACCCCUGGGGCCGGUUGGAGAACUUGGAUAAAGAGAAUUUGGCUGCUCCAGGUAGCUCAGAUGAAGCUGAAAAUGGUAAACAGGUUAUUAAGGUCAAUCAGGAAGUAGCUGAUAGGGAAACCAACACUUUGCCUUUCCAUCCAUUUGAAAACCAACAAGGAGAUAUUCUGCGUGUGGAAAAGGAGCAUCAGGUGCUGAAAGAACAACUGAAAGAGGCAGAGGAGAAAUUUGAGCAGCUGCAGAGCAGAAGUUCAGAGGAAAUCAGUGCUUUGGAAGAGCUCCUGAGGAAAAGCGUGGAAGAGACUGAGGUCUCCCAGAAUGAACUGGAUUGGUUUCACCAGGACUCGGAAGCACAAGGGAAGAAAUGGCAGCAGGAGAAAAAAGAGAACCGAGACAACUUAAAAGCCCUGAGGAGCACGGCCAAAAAACACACAGACACCAAUGAGAGGUAUUUGAAGACCAUUGAUGACAAGGAAAAGCAAUAUAAUGGAUAUUUAAAUACAUUUCUGGAUACCAGUAAUAAAUUUGCUAAUGAGAAAGUAAAAUUGGAAGAGCUUAUAAAAAAGAGUCAAGAUGACUGCCAGGAGUGUGUGAAAAGAGCUGUUAAAGCAGAGGUACAAACCAAAAAAACCUGGGAACAUUCCAAAUGGUGGAAUUUAACUGCAAAUCUUCAAUAUUUCAGCAGCUCAGCUUCAGCAGCACCUUUGUUGAAGUCACAGAUUGAUUCCUGGGAAACUUUUAUUUCCAAUGUAAAGAAACAGCUGGAAAAAGUAGAGACAAUCCCAGCCAGACCUUUGGUCAGUGAUCCAGCCAUUGUCACCUAUUCCUUGGCAUCUGCACAUCCCAGUUCCCUUCCUGCAUUUUCCAGUCCUGAAGGUCAAGGUCCAACACAACCAUCCCUUCAAACCCAGGCUGGAGCUAAGGCAGCACAUGCCACUGCUGAGGCUGCUUCUGCAAGUGGUGGAGCCGUGAAAACACAUCCCCAACCUCCAGAGGGAUCAUAUUCCAAUAAACUCCCAUCACCUCACCCAUCAGGGAUUUCUGGAAGUGCCACUCAGCCAACCCAGAACCACCAGGAUGCCUCAGCUCUGCAACCAAGGCCUCCUGCACUUCCAAACAACAAAAAGCUUCCAAAAGCACUGGAAAAUAUUAUUGCACAGCUCCAGAGUAUAUUCCCAAACUACAGCAGUUCAGAUUUCACUGGUUUUAUAAGAGAGGUACAGAGAAGAAAUGGGAACACCCUGUCAGGUCUGAGCUUGGAUGAGGUUCUGAACCGAGUGACGGAGCUGAUCCUGGACCAGCAGAGCCAGGCACCAACUUCAGCAGGGAGAGUCUCUGCUCCACCAGCCCCGACCGGAGCACGGAGUCGGGAAGCGGCUGCAGAAGGAAAUGCCCCCAGUCCCUCCAGAGCAGGACCUGCACCUAAAAACACCUCAAAUAAAAACCCACGUCAGCCAAACCUCCAGCCCUGGGGGAAUGUUGGAGCAAUACCUAAAGCUAAGUGGAAAAAGCAGGACAAUGCAGCCUCCAGCGAGGAUCCCUGCACGAUCUGUCACGAUGAGCUGAGCAAAGACUCCUGUGAACUGGAGUGUGGGCAUCAUUUUCACAGAGAAUGCAUCAGAACGUGGCUCAAGGAACAUUCCAGCACCUGCCCCAUCUGCCGUGUCCACGCCCUCCUUCCCGAAGACUUCCCUGAGCUUCCUGCAUGGAACAAGUGCACCUAGUCCUGGCUUUAUUUCAACACUUUAUAGAAAUAAUCAUCAUCAUAAUCAUCAUAAUCAGAUGCAAAGUGGCUGCAGAGUAACCCCAGAGCUGAGGGACAGCACCAGGCCCCUGGUUUUAUUGGCAGUGGUGACAGAGCUCAGGCUGAGUUGGGAUUUCACACUUGGCAUUAAGGCCCAGACUCCAAGAGCCAGCACUUUUCCUGGCUGCUGCCUGAACGUGGGAAGCUGAUGUGGUUCAGGGCUGGCAGCACACAAAACUGGCCUUUGUUUGAUUUUUUUUUUUUAAAUUUAAUUGAAAAGUAGCAAAUCUAUUUUAUCUGAAAGGCCAGAGCAUAAUUCCUGUGAAGGGGGACCUUUCCCUCAGGUUUAUUCCACACUGCAACCAAAUUCCAGUAUCAAACAAGCAGGAGACCCAAAUGCAGAACUGGAAGAGCCAAGAUAUUCCCUUCCUCUGGCAUCAACAAUUCCAGUUGAACUGCAGGAUUCCAGUCAGGCCCUUUGGAGUGCAGUUCAUCCCUGCAGCUCCUCCCUCUGCAUAAAUUCAAAUUGUUUAAAUACUGACUUUUUGCAAUUUAUUGAAGCAAGAAUUUUAAAGUGUUCAUGUGCAUGGAGCUGGAAUACAGUGGAUCCAUUCUUUAAUGGAUUCUUUAAUUCAAACCCUCAAAAUAGGAUUUGAAUUCCCCCCCACUGUUGAAGAGCUGAUCUGUUUAAAUGGGAAUGACAGGAUUUUUAUUUUGGCUGAAGCAACAUCUGUAUUUUGUGCAGGAAUUGGUCACCAGUGAGGGGCAGAAUUUAAACAGCUCCAAGAAUGGUUUUCCCACUGCCUUCCGAGUCUGAGCUUGCCAGAGCACCUUCAGCACUGUCACAUUUGCCUCCAAGAGCCAAAAAAUGAGGAGUAGAGACUGAAAAUCUCAAACUGAAAAUCAAAUGUGGCUGUUGUCUGAAUCCAGGCAGCAUUAACUGGAUUAUGAGCUCAUUAGCUAAUUCUAGGGAUCACUUGUUCCCCCCAGUGAUAAAUAUCCUCCAGCUGAAGUUUUAAACUACUCUGUGAUUAAUCAGUGUAUGAACUGGCACUUGAAUAAGAAAUUAAAAUUACUGCUGCAGCUCA